AAGCACAAGUUCAUGUGGUUUCAUAUAAAUAUACUCAUAACAGUGAAAUACAGUAGUAUUAAUGAAGAAUGUAUAUGUGAACAGUGGUUUUAUCUGGUGAAUUUGCCAUUUAAAGGCAUCUGAAUUAUGUCGGUAUGCCACUGGAACCUGGUGUCCAAGCACACAUUUCUUUAGGUCGGUGACGUAAGAAUGUUUUUUGAUGGCUGUUCACUGCACACUUUCAGACCGAAGCAAGGGAAAUAUUGACGCAGUUUCGUCUGUGCUUCCUAAGGACCUAUCAGGCUGAGACAAGCACUCGUGCGAGAGAACUGUGUUUUAUUGUAGACGUCCCUGAACAGAAAUUGCUAUUACACGAUUAUUUGGUCUCUCAUUCAUCAUUGAGUUAUUUUUCUUUCUUUUUUUUGAUCUUACUGUUCAUUUGAAGGUAUUUUCAUAUCCUCUGCAACGUGAAGGUAUCCGCAUAGCUGUAAUGGAAAAGGUGAGUGUCAAGUUACUUCUUGUCUUAAUGUCUGUCUCAUAUACAUGAAGAUUUUCAUAAAGCUUUAGCAACUUCACAUGAAACUUAUAUGUUCAAUUCGCGGCAUUAUAUUAUAGUGUAUUUCCACUGUAUCAUCCAUUUAUAUAUAAAACACACACAUAUAAAAUGCUUCUAUAUUACAUAUUAAUACAAUAUGUAAAAGGUUGUAAAAAUUAUUUUUAUUUUUCGCUAAGCUGCAAAGUUCAAUUCAGCACAGUUACAAAAUGACCGUGGAAAUUUCCUGAAAGAAUUGUAUUUUAUUCUCUUGACUUCCUCAAACUUAUAAUUCUGUACUGAUGUUUAACCUGCACAGUUGGUCACCAAAGUGCUUCUAUUUUUCAGUAAUUGGGAAGAUUCAUGUGCAGAUGGAUUCAUUAAAUAACAUCUCAAUUCAGAAUAUUAGCGCCAGCACUUUAGAGAUGGUGACCAGCCCCAUCCUGACACGUGCCUUCCUGCCCUUUCAGAUGGUCUACCACUUCCAGGGCAAUGACUGGCCAUUUGGAAGGAUUAUGUGUAGCAUCUCCACCAUUGUCUUCUACUGCAACAUGAAUGGCUCCAUCCUGACCACCUGUGCCAUUAGCCUGGAGCGCUACUUGGCCAUUGUGUACCCGCUGCGCUCGAGACACUAUAGGACAACCAGGAACGCCCUUCUGGUUUGUGUGUUCAUCUGGACCUUAGUGCUAUCAGUCCAGGUGCCUGUGCUGUACAAAGACAUCACCUUCCGAGUCCACCAGCUCAAUGUCACCACGUGCUUUGACAUUCUGCCAAAAGGCCUGUUCAGUCACAUGACCCUGGCGUUCCUCUACUUUGGUGCCUUGCUUUUGUUCUUCUUCAUGGUCCCUCUCCUUGUACUGGUCGGCUCCUAUGCCUCCAUCCUGAAGACGCUUUGCAGCUCACGGCACAGAGACACGUGGCAGUCAAAGAACCAAACCAUUGGUCUCAUUGUGGUUGUGAUGCUCUGCUUUGUUUCAUGUUACCUGCCAAACAUCCUGCUUCAGACUUUACACCUAGUCUACUUUGCCUAUGGGAGGAGUUUGUAUGUUUAUUACAAACUUUCUCUGGGCCUCAAUAGUUUAAGUUGCUGCAUUGACCCAUUUAUCUAUUACUUUGCUUCAAGGGAAUUUCGACAGAAACUUCAUAGGAAACUCCUCUGUUGGUCACAUGAUGAAGCAACAACUGAAGCAAGAAUUGAUUUGACAGAUCUGAGGAAUACAACUGGGGAAACUUCAGAUAGACACAGGAUGCUGUAAAGCAUCGAAUAUCAUAUACCU
Molecule: messenger RNA, 1788 nt
Organism: Paramormyrops kingsleyae
Lineage: Eukaryota; Metazoa; Chordata; Actinopteri; Osteoglossiformes; Mormyridae
Product: S-geranylgeranyl-glutathione receptor P2RY8-like
Biological process (GO): positive regulation of Rho protein signal transduction; thrombin-activated receptor signaling pathway; phospholipase C-activating G protein-coupled receptor signaling pathway
Cellular component (GO): plasma membrane
Molecular function (GO): thrombin-activated receptor activity
Source: RefSeq, a predicted model, not a curated record